GGGCAGGCAGCCAGGAGGCCUACCUGGCCACACCUUGCCCUGGUUUCCAGGCCUUUCCCACUGGGCCAGGCUUCGAGGAAAUCAUACAUGAGGAUAAGACUUGGCUCACAACAGGCCCAAUUAAACAGCAGCUGUUCCUUCUACUGUUGGGAAACACAGCAGAGCCACGCACACUUCACCAAGUGGCACCUAUGACCAGGAAUUCAGGCAGAACAAGGCACCAGGAAGAUGGUCAUGAAUCUCUGCUAACACAGCUGUUCAGACUGUAAAGGGCUGAAUAGAGGUGCAGAUGCUACACGCUUGUGGGUUGGAGCUGGUUUGGUUUUUCCUGCAUUUUGCUGGAUUUUACCUCUCCUGACCGCCACCUCCCAACCUCAACAGUGAAGAAUUAUCUUUCCCUCGUUUUCACCAGCUCACCUGCCUGCAGAUCAGAAUCACCAAGGUGCUUACAGACUGUAUGCUUUUUCUGGAUCCUGUUCAUACAGACCUGUCUUGGUCUCUGCCUUCGAGGCCUGGACGUCUGCAUUCUAAGACAUUGUGGGCAUGCUAGUGCAUCCCAGAGCUCACCCUGAGCCACAUCCUCCAAACAUUCACCUGGCAACGGGCCCCAACAGGAAAGGCCUGAUUCACUAAGGCACCACCCCCUCAAGCCCUUCUAUCAGGCAAUUCAAAGUCUCUAGGCCGGCGAGUUACUGAUUAACCCUAGGUUUUAUGAAAAGAAAUAAUAACAAUCCCAGGCAUAACAUAUGCAAAGAAAGAAGACAGACGGCUGUGUGGGACUGGAAUGCCAGACAGCUGUGAUCAACAAGUACGAGGCGAGAGCCAGAGCAGAGUUGAAACAGCCAGCAUCUGAUCUGACUUCCUCCAGGCCCCGGCGACACCAGCUGACAUCCCCUGCAAAUGCUCAGGUGCUGAGACUCUGUGCUCCACCACCUCGGUGCCCAGAAUGACCUGUACUGAGGACUCGCAGCAGCCCCAGGCCACCACCAUAGCCAUCGCUCAUCCUGGCCCCGGGGAACGUGACCUGGAGUGUCUGGUGUGCCGGGAGCCUUACAGCUGUGCCCGGUCGCCCAAGUUGCUGAGCUGCCAGCAUGCCUUCUGUGCCGUCUGCCUGAAGCUCCUGCUGUGUGUGCAAGCAGACACCUGGUCCAUCAGCUGCCCUCUGUGCCGCAAGCUCACCACUGUGCCCGGUGGCCUCAUCUGUAGCCUGCGCAGCCAGGAGGAAGUCGUGAGGUGGCUGGCCCAGCCACGGCCGGAGGUACAGCUCUGUCCUCAGGGGCUGGCAGGUGCGGUUACCUUGUCCAUGGUAGCUCUCCCCAGUUCUGUGGGAGAGGAUGGGUUAGGCACAAUGAGUGCCAACCGCGUGGCAGCCCGGCGCCUGGCUGCACACCUGCUCCUGCUGGUCCUGCUCAUCUUCCUCAUUCUGCCCCUCAUCUACCCGGGCAUCAUCCGGUGGGUGCUGGCCCUCAUCAUCGGCCUGGCCCUGCUCAUGGCCUUGAUCUUCUGCUGCUACCCCCAUGGCCUGAGCAGCAGUCACAGGAUACUCCUCUGUGGAGAGCUGAAGCACAGUGAGAUUGCCUCCAUCGCCUGAGUGCCCGGGCAGCUCCUGCGGCCGCUCUGGGCCUUGGA
This is a messenger RNA of Ochotona princeps (American pika), 1629 nucleotides long. RefSeq names its product ring finger protein 186 (gene RNF186). Lineage: Eukaryota; Metazoa; Chordata; Mammalia; Lagomorpha; Ochotonidae. Bases 947 to 1591 code for a protein of 214 amino acids. Gene Ontology annotation, biological process: intrinsic apoptotic signaling pathway in response to endoplasmic reticulum stress; protein K63-linked ubiquitination; protein autoubiquitination. Gene Ontology annotation, molecular function: ubiquitin protein ligase activity. The transcript has a single exon. Gene Ontology annotation, cellular component: endoplasmic reticulum membrane. The record is from RefSeq and is a predicted model, not a curated record.